This is a messenger RNA of Linum tenue, 2662 nucleotides long. NCBI's taxonomy places the organism in Eukaryota, Viridiplantae, Streptophyta, Magnoliopsida, Malpighiales, Linaceae. The record is from the annotation of a GenBank genome assembly.
CUACACUAUACACCAAGAAACAAACAAACAAACAAAGAAAUGGCGAAGAAAGAAAAUGGCAAUGGAUUACGAAAGAAAGAAGAUUAUAGCUCGACAGCAUGUGGCACCGAAUAUUUCCCCUUCUUUCCCUUUUAACCCCAUUCCCGACAAAUCCCUCUCCGUCUCUCUCCCUCCAUUUCAUCAUCUCUCUCUUAAUAAUUGAAGAAUUCCCAUUUCUGGAGCCGAAUUUGAAACCAGAGACGUAGCAGCAUCGGCUCCCUCACACUUUUUUUUCCAGAGCUCUCUAUAGACCACGGUGGUCCGGCGACCGGAAUGGGUUCUGGCAGCAGUCGUCCGCGGUCGCGCCCAUCUGAGUCCCGACCCAGCAGCCCCCCUGUCAACCGUUCACCUUCAAGGAUUCUGUCAUCAAUCAUCUGCGGUGGCUCCUCUUCUUCUUCUUCCCGCGCUGCAGCUGAGGUGGAAGGUCGUCCCUAUGAAAUGUUGAAGAGCUCUGUGGAAAAUGAUGACACAGGAGCAAGCAAAAUCCAAAGCCCUAUACUGGGAUCGGCUGCCAUAAUUGGUUCAGAAACAGUUUCUGCCAAUUCUGGUAGUGGUAUUGGUCAUUCAUCAACAGGCAGUAGUAUUACAGCCAGCAAGAGAAUUACCGGUGAAGGUGGUUUGAGAAACUCAGGAACAAGUAAUCAAGAGAGACGUUUCUCCGAAACUUUGGAGUUAGUCUCUUCCCAGGUAUGUGAUGAAUAUAGCUACGACGACUCUUUUAGGAAUAGGUAUAGUGGUCAUGAAGCUAGUACUUCAUUUAGAGAACAACAACAAUCUUCAGAUCCACUCUCUGUAAAUACAUUGGCUAACAAACAUGCAGUCAAUGGUAUUGACAAUCCAGAGAAUAGUAGGUAUAUGCAUGCAGAGAGUUCAUCUCAAGGUCUACUGCACACAUCGAGUUUUGGUAGGGCUUCCGUCGAGAAUCACAUGGAUGAAAUGACAACUUGGCCUCUGCACAAUUCUGAUUCUGUUUCUGUGCAAGAAACGAAUACUGAGGAUUUAGGACUUCCGAUAAGGGAACAGGCCCAGGAUGAUGGUGAUGUUCUUCAUGUAGAUGUUGUGAGCAUCUCUUCCAGAAUCUUCUCUAGAGGAACUGCUGAUAGGACUAGUUAUCAUGAGACCAGAAGAAACAGUAGACGACUAUUCUGGGAUGCAUUUUCGAGGCGUAGUUCCUGGAGGCCUAUGGAUUCUCCAACCAUUUUGCUCUCUACAGAUGACAGUCCUGAUGAUUUACAAUCUCACGAUAGAUGGCUCCUUGAUUUCAGUGGCAACUUUCUCGACGAUGGUGUUACUAGUAGCGAUUCUGAGUACCUUGGCAGCAGGAUUCAUAGCUGGACUGACCGGAGACGCCAAUCUAGAUCAGAGAUUUGGGAGAGACUUGUUGGCAGCCUUGAUGAUGACGAACGGCGAACAACAUUCUGUCCUUCUGGACUUCACCCCGAGGGUACUUGUUCAUGUGAAACACUCUUGUCAGGAAGGGAGUCGAGUACUCGUGCAAAUAUAUCACGGAUAGUCAUGCUUGCUGAAGCACUGUUUGAGGUUUUGGAUGAAAUCCAUCGCCAGCCUUCUUCACUUUCUAUGUCCAUGGUCUCACUCCCAGCUCCAGAAUCUGUGGUCGACUCUUUCCCUCUUAAGAAUCACAAAAAGGAGGACAAGAUCGACGAUGGUGAAGAAGCCGAGCAGUGCUACAUCUGUCUGUCGGACUAUGAAGAAGGGGAUAAAAUAAGAGUUCUUCCCUGCCAUCAUGAGUAUCACAUGUCAUGUGUUGAUAAAUGGCUCAAAGAGAUCCACGGGGUCUGCCCACUCUGUCGCGGAGAUGUUCGCCAGGGUGAAAACGAUUCUGUCUCCACCUCGGAGAUUCCUUCACUCUGAUCAUAGAAUUAUAUGUGCUGCACAAUGUAAAUAUCCCUCUCAUGCGAAAGGAAGUUCAUUUCAUCCAACAUUUUGUACAUUCCUGGGUAAAAAUCGAAUCGCCUUUUCAUAUACCAGAUAUCUCUGUAUACAUUUGAAACUCAUCUACUAUGAUACCGAAAGAACCGGAAUCUACAUCGACAAACAGAUUAUAGAAGAACAUGGUUCUUCUUUUUGGCAGUUUUAUACACUGCAAAUAACAUAAACAAACUACUCUGGUUGCUAAUGAAACAGAGAAGAGCCGUUCCAGAACGGAUUCUGGAAGGAAGUUGAUAACGAUUGUGGCUUCUCAAUCCCAUGAUGGCUCUUCCCUGUGAUGCUAGAAUCUUGAAGGAACGGGUUAUUGCUCUUGUUGAUGUUGUUGCUAUAGGUGAGACUACUGAAAAGAUUCGGGUGGAUAUUCUCAUCAUCGUCCUCAUCGAAUGUCGUCCAUCUCUUCGAGUUGUUCAGAUUCUUUUCCCUGGUAACAUUCUUCAUGUUCUCAAUCUCACCCACAUGAUCAUCAUCAUCACUGAAUGUUGUCCACCUCUUUGAGUUAUUCAGAUGCUUUUCCCUGGUAGCAUUUCUCAUAUUCUCCAUCUCACCCACAUGAUCUUUGAACUCUUUCUUCACCACAUCGCCAUAUUGGUCGCACCAUGACUUGGGAAAUAAGUUCUCGAGGUCAGCUUUGUCAACAGGAAGCUUAGUGGAGAUUGUUUCCAUUUGGUCAUCC